Messenger RNA from Rangifer tarandus platyrhynchus (Svalbard reindeer), 321 nucleotides. The record is from the annotation of a GenBank genome assembly. Lineage: Eukaryota; Metazoa; Chordata; Mammalia; Artiodactyla; Cervidae.
AUGACAGACAGCCGGACAGACAGAAUUCAGGCUGGGAGCUGUGGGAGGCAGCAUGGAGCAGAGAGGGGCAGCCUGAGGUCAUUUGCCCCAAUCUCUCUUUUUAGUUUCUGUUUUCGAUUAGUUUUGUUAAAAAAAAAGAAAAGAAAUGGAAAGGGAUGGAGGCAGGGAGAGGACUCUGGUUCGAGACUCCUUCCUCACCACAUUCAAGAGGAAAGGACUGCCCAGGAGUGGGGGGAUGCAUUGGGAGAGGGGAGUGAGUCCCCAGGGCAGAUGUGGGGGGCAGCUGGGGGCCCCUUUGCUCUCCUAGCCCUCCCCAUCUAG